GGGCUUGGCCGCUGACGCGAGAACACGCAUGUGUCACGCGAUAGACAUUUUUUUGUACAAAACAUGUCGAAGUGCCUAAGGACAGAAUUUAGUGGAAUCUUUUUAAUAGUCUAAAUGAAACUUAUGGUGUAUUAUUUUUGUGAUAAACCUAUAGUGUUACUGAAACAUACUCUUUAUAAGUGUUUCCAUAGGUAAUGUCAGUUGAAUGUAGCUAACCUGUGGACAUUGUGAUAAAUCAAUAUUUAGUAGCUACAUUUUAUUUAAUAUUAUUUACAUUUUAUGUAAUAAAAAUAAUAUUUCAAGCCUAAUGAAAAAAAUACGUUUUUUACCUUUUGAGAAAAUUUCAAGUAGAUAGACAGUUUAGUAACUACGUUAUAAGGUGAUCAUCUGUGAAGAAAUACAUCAGUGAUGGUGAUGGCUAGUGGCGGUGGUGGUGGGCUGGUGCAGUCCCCACCCGACAUGAUGCAUCACCACAACAUCAUGGAUACUUCGUCACACGUGGAAAUGAUGCCCAAAAAACUCCGGCUAUCUCUGUGCGUGGGGUGCGGCGGCCAGAUCCACGACCAGUACAUCCUGAGGGUGGCCCCGGACCUGGAGUGGCACGCCGCCUGCCUCAAGUGCCAGGAGUGCCGCCAGUUCCUCGACGAGUCCUGCACCUGCUUCGUCAGGGACGGCAAGACGUACUGCAAGAGAGAUUAUACUAGGUUAUUCGGCACUAAAUGUGACAAAUGUGGCGCGUCCUUCAGCAAAAACGACUUCGUGAUGAGAGCCAAGACGAAAAUCUACCACAUCGACUGUUUUCGGUGUUGUGCCUGCGCAAGACAACUCAUACCAGGUGAUGAAUUUGCGUUGAGAGAAGGCGGAGCGUUAUACUGUAGAGAAGAUCACGAUGUUUUAGAAAAGACCGCGAAUACAAGUGGGAGCAGCGGGAACGCCGAGAGCAAUAACAACACAACACUAAGCAAUAACAACUCGCAUCAUCCACAUGAACUUGGUUCUAUGUCUGAUUCGGGAAGUGAGUCCGGCUCGCAUAAAAGUGGACGUGCGCGUACUACGGCAGCAGCUGACGGAAAACCAACCAGAGUUCGCACCGUCCUCAAUGAGAAGCAACUCCAUACGCUUAGAACAUGUUACGCAGCAAAUCCUCGGCCAGAUGCGCUGAUGAAGGAACAGCUUGUAGAGAUGACCGGCCUCAGUCCCAGGGUUAUCAGGGUUUGGUUCCAGAACAAACGGUGCAAAGACAAGAAGAAAACCAUGCAAUUGAAGAUGCAGAUGCAGCAGGAGAAGGUGGAAGGCCGACGCAUGGGCUACAUGUCGAUGGGCGUGCCGCUAGUGGCGGGCUCGCCCGUGCGGCACGAGGCGGCCGGCUCGCUGGCGCUGGAGGUGACGGCCUACCAGCCGCCCUGGAAGGCGCUCUCCGACUUCGCGCUGCACGCCGACCUCGACCGCGCGCCGCACCACAGCGCUGCCUUCCAGCAGCUCGUUAAUCAGAUGCACGGCUACGACGUGCCGUCGCUGCCGCCGCCGCGCGCGCCGCACGGCGCCGAGGACAACUACGUCACCUACCUCGAGAGCGACGACAGUCUCCCGCCGUCGCCCUAGUGUCGUCUCUCCUAAAGUAUCCACGAAGUGGAACGAAAGACUUAUCUGUGGCAACCACGAUACACAGUGCGAGUAGAAUUCACGUAUCAGUCGCUUAAGGUUUUUUACGAAUCUUGUCCAUACUGUACUUACUUACAAGUUAAUUAAUAAGCUUGAUGCCAAGAUAAACUUUGCGUAGGAGUAGUGAAUAUUCCUAUGAAAAGUUUGUACUUGCACAUAAUACACUUAAAAAGCAAAUUACAUUAAAUUAUGACCAUUAUCACCAAGAAAUAGAUUUACAGUCUAACUAUAAAGAUUAGAAAACAGAUUUUUAAUUGCCAUUGCAAUAUAAAAUGGAAAAUUGGUUUAUAAAUACCCGGUGUUGCCAACUAAGAAGAGACAGCGCCCUCAUUAAUUUUCUUCUCUUUGUAAAAAGGCUGUAAAAAAUAGUAAUUGAUUACCAACCUAUUUUAAUGAUAAAUUACAUCAAAUUCAUGAAAAUAUUUUGCACUGAAUAAAUUGUUAUUCGAUUCGAUAUCUGAAAAAGAAAUUGUAUCUACCGUAAAAUUAGGCAAUUUUUGACGUUUGGGAGUGUGCAAAUAUUUUUUAAGAUAUGUUUUUACUGGACAUGAUUUAUAUGUAGUUACCUAGUUCAAAAUGCACAAAAUUACAGCGAAAAUUUGCGCAUAUUUUAAAUAUUUCAGUUCAAACAUUAAUUCGUUAUUGUUGUAUUUUUUUUACAUGGACAUAAUAAAUACCAAUAUUAUGUGCUUGAUGUUUACCAUUAGUUUUAUUUAUAUUAUAUACUUUAUUUAGUUUCAAAUACCUUGGGGUAUAAUUAUUUCAAUAUAUUAUAAUGAAGAUCUGUUAGUGUUAGUAAUGUAUAUAGAAUUCUAUGUAAAUAUAUUGUAUAAAAUGAAUAUAAUAAUUAAGUACAGCAUAUUAUUUAGCUUCUAAGGAAAUAAUAGAAUACUAAGGCCUUCACUGUGAAAGAUGUGUACAUUUAACACAAUCAAUUACACAUUUUUGUUUAUAACAUGUAUAUAGUUAGACGUAUAUCCAACCACGAUAGGUCAUUAUUUCAAGAUCUUUUAUUUGAAUCUUAUUCGCAAUGUCUACGAAAUGUCAAAAUCUGAAGUUUCAAAGUCUUCAUUGUAUACCUUUAGUAAGUAUUGCCUCUGUUAUUUAAUUUCAAUCUGUAUUGCAAAUUAAAUUAAUUACCAACUAGGUACCUACUUAUUUCGUGACAUUACUGUGCAGACUUUGAAAAUACUGUAUUAACUUUUCUAUGUAAAAAGAGUGAUGUAUGUGCUAAUCUUUUUAGAGAUUACCAGAUGUUAAUUUAUUCAGUAGUUAAUUACACUAUACACUGUACUUAGCUUGUGCGCAUAAAAUUAAUAAAAUUAUUGAGU
Molecule: messenger RNA, 2993 nt
Organism: Plodia interpunctella (Indianmeal moth)
Lineage: Eukaryota; Metazoa; Arthropoda; Insecta; Lepidoptera; Pyralidae
Gene: tup
Product: tailup
Exons: 9
Coding region: 409-1602 (397 amino acids)
Biological process (GO): positive regulation of transcription by RNA polymerase II; axonogenesis; neuron fate specification
Molecular function (GO): DNA binding; DNA-binding transcription factor activity, RNA polymerase II-specific
Source: RefSeq, a predicted model, not a curated record